Messenger RNA from Penicillium brasilianum, 1230 nucleotides. The record is from the annotation of a GenBank genome assembly. Lineage: Eukaryota; Fungi; Ascomycota; Eurotiomycetes; Eurotiales; Aspergillaceae.
AUGCCCAUCCGAAAGGUGAUCAUAGUAGGUGCUGGACCUUCGGGUCUGAUCCUCGGGAUUCUGCUCGCCAAACAGGGCAUCGAAGUUGAACUUCUCGAUGCUGGUGCGGAUCUUGACGAUCAACCUCGUGCAGCUCAUUAUGCAACCCCUGCUACCUACGAACUAGCACGAGCUGGAGUUCUAGACGAUGUGAAAGCUGUGGGUAUUCGAUGCAAGAGUUUUGCAUGGAGGAAAAUGGAUACCACUUUCAUUGCCGGCAUGAAACAUGAUGUGCUCCCUGCAGAUUACCCGUACAGCAUGGUCGUGCUUCCACUUGACCGACUGGGAAAGAUUUUGUACGAGCAUAUACAGAGACAGCCUACAGCAACGGUUAAGUGGUCACACCGAGUUGUGCGUAUUGGUCAGGACCAAGGGAAGGCUUGGGUCGACGUUGAGACCCCCACGGGCACCGCACGGUCUGAAGCAGACUAUGUUAUUGGCUGUGAUGGUGCUAGUAGCACUGUGCGGCGUGAGCUUUUCGGGCCUGAAUAUCCCGGGGAGACUCUGAACGCACAGAUUAUUGCGACGAAUGUAUACUACGACUUCACCAAAUACGGCUACUGGGAUAGCAACUUCAUUGUCCACCCCAAGAACUGGUACAUGGCAGCGCGCAUCACCACGGACGGACUAUAUCGAGUAUCCUACGGCGAUGUUCCUGGCCUCACGAGGGAAGAAUAUGUCGCACGUCAGCCACAACGCUAUGAGGAGAUUCUACCUGGAAAUCCCAAGCCUGGAGACUAUACCAUCACCAACAUAAGCCCGUAUAAACUCCAACAGCGGUGUGCCCCCAGCUUCCGUGUCGGGAGAAUCAUCUUGGCGGCGGAUGCAGCUCACCUGUGCAACCCAUUUGGAGGGCUUGGUCUGACGGGCGGUAUCGCCGACGUGGGCUGUCUCUUCGAUUCAUUGAUCGGUAUCCACAAAGGCUUAGCAGAUGAAAGUAUUUUGGACAUUUAUAGCGACGUUCGCAAGCGCAUUUGGACCGAGACUAUCGACCCCAUGUCCCGUGAGAACUUCCGACGACUGCACGAUCAAGACCCGGACAACGCCCGUGAGAAUGACGAGUUCUUCAAUAUCCUCGUCAAGGCGGAAUCGGAUCCAAGGCUGGCAAAGGAGCUGGCGCUGGGACUGGAGGUCCUGCGGCACGAUAUGACACAGUACUAUAAGAAACCCUCGAAAGAGGCCAGAAUGUAG